CUCUACGUUGACAACACAAGUAAAAUGAAUGCCUGUCGUUUUUUGCAUUUCGUCAUGUUAUAAACAAAGUCCAGAUCAGUGCAAUGAUUGCAUUGCGGAAGUUUAGGCAGUGGUCAAGAGCGGUUGAAACCCCUCGAAACAUCAUCAUGGCUAAAAGCUCUUUUCACACGACCAGUGAUAACAAGGCAGAAUUCCGUGACCUGCUGCACAAAGCAAAAAACGUGGUUGUUCUUACAGGCGCCGGUGCAAGCGCUGAGAGUGGGAUUCCCACAUUUCGCGGCUCUGGCGGCCUUUGGAGAACUUUUAGAGCUCAAGAUUUAGCGACCCUUAAAGCCUUUCACAGGGACCCGUCAUUAGUAUGGGAGUUUUACAGUUACAGGCGGGAGGUGGUUUUAACGAAAGAGCCAAACAAGGCGCAUUAUGCGAUUGCAGAGUUUCAAAAGAAGUUGAGAAAUGAAGGGAAAAGUGUGACUGUCAUCACACAGAAUAUUGAUGAAUUACAUCAAAGAGCUGGGACGGAAGAUGUAAUAGAACUUCAUGGUGAGUGACCGUUUCGUUGACUAGAUCUUACAAUAUUUUAUCNNAGGUAUACUGUAACCUUAAGUAACGAUUUUACACUCAUUAUUUCAAUUUUGGUAUCCAGUGCCCCAGAUCCCGAUGCUCAAGAUGCUGAGAUUCCAGAGGAAGAUUUGCCUAGGUGUGAGCAGCCCAACUGUGGGAGCUUAGCCCGUCCCCAUGUGGUGUGGUUUGGAGAAAGCCUUGACCAUGGUGUACUGAAUGCUACUAAUGCAGCUUUAGAUAAGUGUGACAUGUGUCUUUUGGUUGGCACAUCAUCUGUGGUGUACCCUGCAGCAGGGUUUGCUCCAAUGCUGGCUAUGAAAGGCGUCCCAGUUGCAGAGUUUAACAUGGAAGAAACUCCAUGCACUGGAGAGUUCAGGUUUCAUUUCCAGGGUCCAGCUGGUGAGACUCUGCCCCCAUUACUUAAUGAAAAAUCAGUCUAAAUGGACCUUCUUUGACAAACUUGAUUUCUCCAUCCCAGGAUGGGUAGGAUGGUCGUUAUUUAACACAUAACAUGGUCUUAUUAGCAACAAACUGAGGACCACCAAAAUCAGGGAGAUCACUUGCACUAUGCACAUUUUCUACAAGGGUUUUGUUGAAAUCAGUAAGGAGUGAUGGCUAGCACAGGGGAAGUGAGAAUUUCAUCACUAGCAAAUCUAGGCCUGUUCAUACAGUGGGGAUGCCAAAAUAGUGGUGACAAAAGAAGAGGUCCAGGCUCCCCAACCAUUUCCUAGAUCUGCCAUUGGUUAUCUAGCCUGAAAUGAAAAGCCCCCAUGAGGAAAGAUAAUAAAGGAUAAUAAUAAUAAAGGAUGUCAGUCAUCUUCUGCCCUCAGCCUAAUCCCUGCAUGAGCAACACCUAAGUUCUGUGUGUUAUAAUUCCAUCUGGUGAUGUCACUUUAUUAUAAUGCUGAGAAUUUAGGUGCCUCUCGCGCGGGGAUAAGGCCGAGGUCAGGAGAUGACUGACAGGCUAGUUUACGCUACUGGUCAUCCCUAUGUGUCACCUUGCACAACAAAGUUUGGCUAUAAAAGGGAUGGUACCUCAUGUGUUUUAAACCUUUUGAGCAGAAAAUGCAAAUGAUUACUUUAGCAGUCAUGAAACGUGGAGUCAAGUGUCCUGCAAACUGAAUAAUUCAGCUUCAGGACAGAACCAAUGCCAAAAAUAUGAUAUAAUUUUACCAUGCCCAAAUACGCAAUUAGCCAAUCAGAAGACUGGCUGACCAGCCUAAUAAGGCAAGUUCUUGGCCAAAUUUGGUUAUGGUGAACACCUAAGCAUAGCUUUUUGGGUACACUUGGGCAGUGCAGUUGAGCCAACAUAUGAACUCUCACUUGACCAAACUUGCUUGUUAUGCUGCCAAAGUGUACCAAAAAGGUAUGAUUAGAUAAGUAUUCUUGGUAAAAUUAAACACAAUUCAGCAACUCUUGUAGAAAAUACAGAGGUUCUUUACCAGCUAUUUACAGUUUGAUGGCAACUGACAAUCGGGCGUCAGAAUGGUCAGACCCUGCCAGGUCCCUUCUAUAACAGAACUUCUUGUUGUUUAGGGGAAGUUAAAAAAAAAGUAAAUAAAAUAAACUCACAAUCUAUUCAUUUUAUUUUUAUUUCCAAGAAAGUCCAGUCAUUUCCAGCUAAGUAUGAUAUAGAUAGCUACAGAUUUUUGCUUUGAGGUAAAAAUCAUAGCAAAGAAAUGUAUAUCUAUGCAGGUAUUAAAGUUUGUAAGACAUGUCACAAGUUUGUUUCUAUUUUACAAUGGAGAUUGUUUACUCAUUUUAGUAGGUUUAAAAAUAUAGCUAAAAUAAUUAUUUGUACUUAAGUCUCUUUGUUACCUUGAAUAUCACAAUGCAAACUUUACGAUUUGUAAAAUGGUUGGAGAUUAUAUCAUAAAGUGUCUCGCACUCAAUCAUGGCACUGCCGUGAAAGAUACUGACUCUGUCAUGAAGGGUAGUUAUUCCAUAACUGAACAUAGACCGUUAUUUUGAUCACAUCCUGGAAUAGCUAUAAUUAUUAUCAUGAAAUUGUAUUUCUUCUACUUGUAGUUAAUAAAACUGGAUUGAAAUAACAAGACAUUCUUGGUAACAAUAUCACAAUGAUUGAUCCGCAUUCAGGAAACAUUGAAGGUGGCACGUAUUCACCACCAGCACAUUUUGAAAAUAUAAUUAGUGCAAUUUUAUUAAUGGCAAUUAAAUUACACUGGCUUUGCCUGAAUGCUUAAAACAUGUAAUUUUUAUUUGGUUUUCCUGGCUUUUAUGUAUUGUCAUGUUUCUGCUUCUUUUUGUUAAAAUAAUGUUUCUCUUUUCUCUGUCAAUUUAACAUAUAGCUUAUAUUUCACAUUCAUUUUCACUGCAGACAUGUUCAGCUUGUAGUAAAACUGUAUUUUGACUGUGAUUGAACAGAUUGUCAUUCUGGCCCUUGCAAUGACUGGUAAUACACAGUUAUUUGUCAAACAUAUAAUUAGUUGUAAGUAAAUAAAAACAAUAUGGCCAGUUCAAAAACUUUGCCCAUAAAUAUUGCAAUGUUUAGAGACAAAUAAAUGUUGGAGAAAUUAUUUGUUGGUCUAUGAAUAUGAUCCAGUCUUGACUGAACAUUGUUCCUCUAAUCCUGAAAAAUAAUCUUAUCCACUCUAACAUAAUUAUCAAUCAAGUCUCUUGGCAAAGUCAUGCCACUGUUAGGAUGUAACCAUUUUAGCCCUUAAUUGAUCAGUCUCUUGUUUCUUGUAAAAAAAAACAAA
Orbicella faveolata is the source of this 3281-nucleotide messenger RNA. Its product is annotated as NAD-dependent protein deacylase sirtuin-5, mitochondrial-like. NCBI's taxonomy places the organism in Eukaryota, Metazoa, Cnidaria, Anthozoa, Scleractinia, Merulinidae. The record is from RefSeq and is a predicted model, not a curated record. Gene Ontology annotation, molecular function: histone deacetylase activity, NAD-dependent; protein-succinyllysine desuccinylase activity; protein-malonyllysine demalonylase activity. Gene Ontology annotation, cellular component: nucleus.